AUGAUAUUUGAUGACACAAUCCUGAAUCAACUUUCUACUUACGAUGAAAGCUAUAAUAGUGAUAAAGAAUCUGAAAAUUUUUUGGAAUCAGAGAUCUUAUUAGAAUUAGAGAUUUCUUUAGAACUGAAAACUUCAUUAGAGCCAGAAAUCUUUUCAGAACCAGAAAACCUUUCUGAACAAGAGACUUUAUUAGAACCAAAAAACUCCUUGGAACAAGAAACUCCAUUAGAACAAGAAAGCUUGUUAGACUUUGAAAAUUCGUCACAACCUGAAAAUUCACUUUUUCAACAAGACAAUAAUCAUAGUGAUAGUGUACAUUACACACAGCUUUUUACCUGUAAUCGAUAUGAAGACGAUAAAUAUUAUAUUUCACAGGUUGAUCUUAAUCACAACCACUUUUUGAUUCCAGUCCAACUCAUGCGUAUGUCACCUACUAGUCGUGAAAUACCAAUGAAUAUUAAGAAAGAAAUUCUGCUUUCAAAGAGAGCAGUUAUUUCAACUUUACAAAUUUAG
Messenger RNA from Scutellospora calospora, 513 nucleotides. Lineage: Eukaryota; Fungi; Glomeromycota; Glomeromycetes; Diversisporales; Gigasporaceae. The record is from the annotation of a GenBank genome assembly.